UAACUGUGAGGCCGGGCGGAGUUAAGACACAGCUGCCGGGGCUGUGAACCCUUUCAGCAGCACUUUACUGAGUAACAGGCCUCGCUUCUCUCCUCCGGUUCCUUACUUCGACCCCAAACCACGAAUACGAUGUUUGAAUUUAUAUUUAUUUCGAAAGAAAGCUCCUGAGAGAAACAACCGAGCUGCUCAGCGAAGUUCCGGACCCUCGCGAAUGCGCGUGGACCAGGACAGUAGGCAGUCAUGGUGCAGGAAUACCAAUCCCCUGUUAGGGUCUACAAAAACCCAUUCGAGCUCAUCAUGGCGGCGUACGUCCGGCGCUUCCCCAAGUGCCCGCUGAUCCCGGUGUUCCUGGACAGCGAGGUGAUGAGUGAGACCCACAGCCCGGAUGGGGCGGUGACGGUGACGGAGAGGCGCUGCAUGGUGGACGUGGAGGCCCCCCGGCUCCUCAAGCGGAUGGCGGGCGUGGACUACCUGUACUUCAUCCAGAGGAACACUCUGAACCGCCGGGAGAGGACUCUGCACAUCGAGGUCCACAACGAGACCUUCUCCAGCCGCGUGUUCGUCAGGGAGCUCUGCAACUACACGGUCCACCCAGAGAACGAGGAGUGGACAUGCUUCGAGCAGACGGCCAGUCUGGACAUCAAGUCGUUCUUCGGCUUCGAGAACUCUUCAGAGAAGAUCGCAAUGAAGCAGUACGCCAGCAGCAUCAAGAAGGGUAAGGAGAUCAUCGAGUACUACCUCAGGGAGCUGGAGCAGGAGGGGGUCACCCACGUGCCUCGCUGGACCCCAUCGCUCGCCCCCAAAGCAGCCCCCCUCGGGCGCCUGACUGCGCCCCCGCUCAGCUCCAUCACCGCCAACACCACCUCCUCCUCCUCCGCCGCCACCGCCAACAGCACCGCCCCCUGGCCCAUCUCUGUCCCCGGACCCAAGACCGGGGCGUCCUCCAGCCCCCCCGAAGUACCCCCCUCCGCACCAGAAGACAAACUGGACGCCGACUACAUCCGGCGUUACCUUGGCGACCUCACUCCCCUGCAGGAGAGCUGUCUGAUUCGUCUGCGCCAGGGGCUGCAGGAAACCCACAAAGGAAAAAUCCCCAAGGACCAGCACGUGCUGCGGUUCCUGCGCUCCCGGGACUUCGGCCUGGAGAAGGCCCGCGAGAUGCUGUGCCAGUCGCUGACCUGGAGGAAGCAGCACCAGGUGGACUUCCUGCUGGACUCCUGGGAGCGGCCCGGCCUGCUGGCGGACUACUACACCGGGGGCUGGCACCACCACGACAGAGACGGCCGCCCUCUGUACAUCCUGCGCCUGGGUCAGAUGGACACCAAGGGCCUGGUGCGGGCGCUGGGGGAGGAGGGCCUGCUGAGACAGGUCCUGUCCAUCAACGAGGAGGGUCUGCGCCGCUGUGAGGAGAACACCAGGGUGUUCGGUCGACCCAUCAGCUGCUGGACGUGCCUGGUGGACCUGGAGGGGCUGAACAUGCGCCACCUGUGGCGGCCGGGGGUGAAGGCCCUGCUGAGGAUCAUCGAGGUGGUGGAGGCCAACUACCCCGAGACCCUGGGCCGCCUGCUCAUCCUGAGGGCCCCCCGGGUGUUCCCCGUGCUCUGGACCCUGGUGAGUCCCUUCAUCGACGAGAACACCCGUAAGAAGUUCCUGGUGUACGCGGGGAACGACUACCAGGGCCCGGGAGGGCUUCUGGACUACAUCGACAAGACCAUCCUGCCUGACUUCCUGGGCGGCUCCUGCAUGUGCGAGCUGCCAGAAGGAGGCGUGGUCCCCAAGAGCCUAUACCGCACGGCGGAGCAGCUGGAGAGUGAGGAGAACCGGCUGUGGGCCGACGCCAUCUACAAGAGCGCCAGCGUCUUCAAGGGAGCUCCCUACGAGCUGCUCAUCGACAUCGCUGAGGUGUCCUCGGUCAUCACCUGGGACUUUGACGUGUGUAAGGGCGACGUGGUGUUCAACAUCUUCCACUCCAAGCGGGCGCCCAGCCCCCCUAGGAAGGAGGCGCCAGGCGCCACCCCCUUGGUGGGCGGGGCCAACCUGCCGCUGAUUGACAGGAACUGGACGCUGGGCCAGGACUACAGCAAGGUGGAGACGGCGCUGGCCUGCCGCGAGGGCGAGAGCGUCCAGGGCUCCCACAUCACCCGCUGGCCCGGCUUCUAUAUCCUGCAGUGGCGGUUCCAGGGCGCUCCGGCCUGCGCGGCCUCCAGCCUGCCCAGGGUGGACGACGUGCUGGCCUCGCUGCAGGUCUCCUCCCACAAGUGCAAGGUCAUCUACUACACGGAGGUGCUGGCCUCGCAGGACUUCAGGGGGUCCAUGACCAGUCUGGAGUCCAGCCACAGUGGCUUCUCCCAGCUCAGCGCGGCCACCACCGCCUCCAGCCAAUCACACACCAGCUCAGGCAUAUCCAGGUAGCAUCUGACCUAUGGGAAGAGAGCACCGUGAGGACGUGGACUCCUAUUGGCUUGUACUGUGGACUUAACGAACACUUUUAGAAUAACAAAAUACUUAACACUUGACGAUGGUUUCACGAAUUAUGAUAUUCAGCAUUUAGUAUUAUUGUUAAUAUAAAUAAUAUGAAUAUAUAUAUAUAUUUAUAUCCGAGUAGCAUAUUGUUGACUUGAGGGUUCCUGUAUUAUCACAAUCCUUUAAUAAACUUCUUCUUUGGCAAGCAA
Gadus morhua (Atlantic cod) is the source of this 2672-nucleotide messenger RNA. Its product is annotated as SEC14-like protein 1. Gene Ontology annotation, cellular component: cytosol; cytoplasm. NCBI's taxonomy places the organism in Eukaryota, Metazoa, Chordata, Actinopteri, Gadiformes, Gadidae. The transcript has 16 exons. Gene Ontology annotation, biological process: negative regulation of RIG-I signaling pathway. Gene Ontology annotation, molecular function: RIG-I binding. The coding region runs from base 241 to 2412 and encodes 723 amino acids. The record is from RefSeq and is a predicted model, not a curated record.